AUGGUCCUCUUCUGGCCAUGGAAGGGGGUCGAUGCCUCGCCGGCGUCGUUUGAGAAGGCGCUCGCAGGACUGGCCGCCAAGAUCUCCGACACCCAGGCCAAGCUCGACCACACCCGGUCAGCCGCGAGACGGGUCCGUGUGCUCGCGACGCUGUACCUCUCGUUUGCCUACGUGGUGUACGCCAUCGUACUCGUCCUGGUCGUCGGCUAUCGAAACUUGGGCGCGCUGGAGUGGUCGGGCAUCGCUGGAGGUCCGCUCGCCAUUUACACCGUCCGCACGGUCCUCGACGCCUACUUCAACUUCCGCAUCGAUAUGCUCACUGCUCGACUCAAGGACUUCAAGGCCGAGCGCGAAAAGACGAUCCUGAAGCUCAAGGCUGCCACCAAGUACGACUCCACCCUCGAGCUGUUGGAGAAGUACGGCGGCGUCGAGACCAAGCAGGGCGACCACAAGAACAAGGGCAGGCCGCGGCUGGCCCAUGUCGACGACAGCCAUGCCCACCCGUCUUCGUCGAUCCGCACCGGCUUAAAGCCCCCAGCAACUGCCAACAUCGCCCGCGGCACACCGCCGCCGCCGCCAGUCAUCUCCAUCCGUCCGAGUCCCGAUGCUCCCGAUGCAGCUUCUGGUUCCGAUCUGGACGUGUCGGCUGAAUUUGCGCCCAACGCCUUUGGGCCCGAUACCGAAGACCAUAUGCUGCUGCUGCAGCAGCUGGGGUCCCGUCCGGCCUCGGCCAUUUCCAGGCCGGCUACUGCCAACACCAGGCCGGGCACGGCCACGUCGGUUGCCACCACCGCUCUCGCGCCGCCUGCCACCAUGACCGUUGCCGCCGCCGCCCAUCCGCACUGGUAUGACCGGCUGCUGGACCUCCUGAUGGGCGAGGACGAGAUGGCCGCCAAGAACCGUAUCGUGCUCGUCUGUGGCCGCUGCCGGCUGGUCAACGGACAGGCGCCGCCGGGCACGCGCAGCCUGGCUGAACUGGGCAAGUGGCGGUGCAUGGGCUGCGGCGCUGCAAAUGGCGAGGUGGCCGAGACGAAGCCGUCUCUCGGCGACGUAUUGGAAAAGCGACAGCGCCUCCGACCCCAGCGGGCGUCCAGCAGGCCACCGGAACUCUCGGACUGUGGAAGCGAGCUGGAACCAGACGAGGCCGAGGACACCGACUCCGAGGCCGACAGAAAAACGCAUUCAUAA
Grosmannia clavigera kw1407 is the source of this 1188-nucleotide messenger RNA. RefSeq lists its product as uncharacterized. The transcript has 3 exons. Gene Ontology annotation, cellular component: endoplasmic reticulum tubular network. The record is from RefSeq and is a predicted model, not a curated record. Lineage: Eukaryota; Fungi; Ascomycota; Sordariomycetes; Ophiostomatales; Ophiostomataceae. The coding region runs from base 1 to 1188 and encodes 395 amino acids. Gene Ontology annotation, biological process: endoplasmic reticulum tubular network organization.